CCAGAUCAAUGUCCGAGUCACCACCAUGGAUGCGGAGCUGGAGUUCGCCAUCCAGCCGAACACCACAGGAAAGCAGCUUUUUGACCAGGUGGUGAAGACCAUCGGCCUGCGGGAAGUGUGGUACUUCGGCCUCCAGUACGUAGAUAAUAAAGGAUUUCCUACCUGGUUGAAACUUGAUAAAAAGGUGUCGGCCCAGGAGGUCAGGAAGGAGAAUCCCCUGCAGUUCAAGUUCAGGGCCAAGUUCUACCCUGAGGACGUGCCUGAGGAGCUCAUCCAGGACAUCACGCAGAAGCUCUUCUUCCUCCAAGUGAAGGAGGGCAUUCUGAGCGAUGAGAUCUACUGCCCUCCCGAGACCGCGGUGCUCCUCGGCUCCUACGCCGUGCAGGCCAAGUUCGGAGACUACAACAAAGAACUGCACAAGUCCGGGUACCUCAGCUCCGAGCGGCUGAUCCCCCAGAGAGUCAUGGACCAGCACAAGCUCACCAGGGACCAGUGGGAGGACCGGAUCCAGGUGUGGCACGCGGAGCACCGCGGGAUGCUCAAAGACAGCGCCAUGCUGGAGUACCUGAAGACCGCCCAGGACCUGGAAAUGUACGGGAUCAACUAUUUUGAGAUAAAAAAUAAGAAAGGAACAGACCUGUGGCUUGGAGUGGAUGCCCUGGGACUCAAUAUUUACGAGAAAGAAGAUAAGUUGACCCCAAAGAUUGGCUUCCCGUGGAGUGAGAUCAGGAACAUCUCUUUCAAUGACAAGAAGUUUGUCAUCAAGCCCAUCGACAAGAAGGCGCCUGACUUCGUCUUCUACGCUCCCCGCCUGCGCAUCAACAAGCGGAUCCUGCAGCUCUGCAUGGGGAACCACGAGCUGUACAUGCGCCGCAGGAAGCCCGACACCAUCGAGGUGCAGCAGAUGAAGGCCCAGGCCCGCGAGGAGAAGCACCAGAAGCAGCUGGAGCGGCAGCAGCUGGAGACGGAGAAGAAGAGGCGAGAGACCGUGGAGAGAGAGAAGGAGCAGAUGAUGCGGGAGAAGGAGGAGCUGAUGCUCAGGCUCCAGGACUACGAGCAGAAGACCAAGAAGGCCGAGAAAGAGCUCUCGGACCAGAUCCAGAGGGCCCUGCAGCUGGAGGAGGAGCGGAAGCGGGCGCAGGAGGAGGCGGAGCGCCUGGAGGCCGACCGCAUGGCUGCGCUGCGUGCCAAGGAGGAGCUGGAGAGGCAGACGGUGGAUCAGAUAAAGAGCCAGGAGCAGCUGGCCGCGGAGCUCGCAGAGUACACCGCCAAGAUUGCGCUCCUGGAGGAGGCGCGCAGGCGCAAGGAGGACGAGGUGGAGGAGUGGCAGCACCGGGCCAAGGAAGCCCAGGAUGACCUGGUGAAGACCAAGGAGGAGCUGCAGCUGGUGAUGAUGGCUCCGCCGCCCCCGCCGCCCCCUGUGCCUCGGGGGAGCCCCCACCAGCACCCACUCUCCGGGGAGGGCGGUGGCGGGGGCCUGACCCUGCCUCUUGCCUUGCAGACUCUGUCCAGCGAGCUGUCCCAGGCCAGAGACGAGAACAAGAGGACCCACAACGACAUCAUCCACAACGAGAACAUGAGGCAAGGCCGCGACAAGUACAAGACGCUGCGGCAGAUCCGGCAGGGCAACACCAAGCAGCGCAUCGACGAGUUCGAGGCCAUGUGAGGCCGCGGGACUGCAGGGCGGCCCGAGCCUGGGCCCCGCGGUCGCACGCAGACUCUGAAACUCUAUUCGUAGUUCUCUAAUCUAGACCCUCCUCGUACCCAGUUCCUUUAAAGAGAGUAGCUGUUUCAGCGGGAAGAUCCGGGGCUGGGGACGGGAGGCUUCCCUGGUUACUUCCCAUUUGUAUCAUAGUGCCAAACGGCCUGAUUUUUACUGUUGUUAUUAUUGAAUCACUUCCUGUCUGUGCUGGGGGCAGGGCCGAUCGAAUCAAGGAAAGGGCCACUGCACGCCUGAGGGGCAGCUCCGUGCUGGCGUGUGUGACUCGUGUCAUUACAGCACCCUCGGCGGCUCCAGUCCGUGCCAUAUUCCGUCUGUAUUUGAAAUUAGCCCAGAUUGAUUGAUUGUACUUGAUUUCUGUGAAGGAUGCAUCUCUGUAUUUAUGUUUUUGAGGCUUGAAAACUGGUCGAAAGCACUCACACACAUGCACAUGGUGACUUCCUCGGGCAGCAGCGUCCUCGCUCAUUCCGGACAAACAGCACAGGAGGACACACGCUUAGAUAAACGCCUGGUUUAACAGUUAGAGGCUCCAUGGUUGGGCUCACACACCUGAUUAAUGAUGAUCAGCUAUAGAAUAUAAUAUUUAUAUAUAAGCAAUAAUAUGGGUUUGUAACAUUAGUUAAAAAGGGAAAACCUUGUUCUGUAUAUUUUGUUACCUUUUACAGAAUAAUAAAGAACAUGAAAACCA
Molecule: messenger RNA, 2408 nt
Organism: Myotis brandtii (Brandt's bat)
Lineage: Eukaryota; Metazoa; Chordata; Mammalia; Chiroptera; Vespertilionidae
Gene: EZR
Product: ezrin
Exons: 12
Coding region: 26-1666 (546 amino acids)
Biological process (GO): regulation of organelle assembly; positive regulation of early endosome to late endosome transport; regulation of cell shape
Cellular component (GO): microvillus; cytoskeleton; filopodium
Molecular function (GO): cell adhesion molecule binding; actin binding
Source: RefSeq, a predicted model, not a curated record